This is a messenger RNA of Bemisia tabaci, 3895 nucleotides long. RefSeq lists its product as uncharacterized. Gene Ontology annotation, cellular component: extracellular matrix. Gene Ontology annotation, molecular function: cell adhesion molecule binding. The record is from RefSeq and is a predicted model, not a curated record. Lineage: Eukaryota; Metazoa; Arthropoda; Insecta; Hemiptera; Aleyrodidae. Gene Ontology annotation, biological process: extracellular matrix organization; cell adhesion.
CGGAACGUGUACGCGUUCAAUUCAGUUCAGCAAACCGCCCAGCAUCGCCGCGCUCCUAGUCGCCGCAACCCGCAACCGGUCGUCACCGCUUUUUUUACCGAUUUCGCACCGUUUUUUUUUUACCGUUUCGCGUAUUUUUCCGUGACUUUAUCGGUAGUUCUCCCGGAUUGGGGGCCGAUGAUGGAUUAAGGGUGAUCCAGUGGGGUCGGAAAAACUUGUUUUUAAAAUGUGCCCGGUGCGCGAGCUGUAGUUUCUGUGAUCCCUCGCCAGCGCAUCCCUCGCCGAAAAGUCGCAACGAUGUGGAUGUUCAAAUGUUCUUUAGUGGUUCUAAGUGCUAGUUUCUUCAGAGUGUACUGCAUAACGCACAAGCCUUUUUCUGAAAGUGAUCUCUUACCUGGGAAUGAUACGCAUCUUCCGGAAUACGCUGCACUAUCACAGCAAUACCAGCCGUUCUCUCAACAACUUGCUCAACAAUUCUACCAGCAGUUCCAGCGCACGCUGUCACCUCUGCAACAAUCACACAUCCUCGACGAUGUCCAACAAAACUACAAGUUUCAGCUGACACAGCCGAGCGAUCGGGGCCUGAUCAACAAUCACCUGACGCCCCCGCAACAGUCGCAACAAGACUACUUGUUUCCUUCACAAAACUUAGUUCUAUCUAGUCCGUAUCAGUUACCUUCCCAAAACAGCCAUUUCCAAUCAAACUCUGCACAACCUCCGUCCAGUGUCAUCAAGCAGUCGCAAGACCCGAACUUAUUCCUACCUCCGUCAUCAUCCCACCAACAACAAGAAACCCAGCAGCCGCAGCAGACUUCAUACAUCUCAGCCGCACCCAGCUCACAUGAUGUUCAAAUACAACAGUCCAAUGUCAUCCAACCCUUGGCGUAUCAACCCUACGUCACGUCAGCGCAGUCGCAUCAGUCGAUACCCGUGCAACAGCAGUCACAACUCUCACAACAGCAGAUACACCAACAGCAAUUCCAACAAUCACAAAUACAACAACCACAACUACACCAAACACAGCUACUGCAACCGGUCCAACCUCAGCAGCCUCCGCAUCUGCAAAUACCUUACCAGAACAUUGUGAACGGUCUAUCGUUCACGGCGCAGCCUGUUUCGAACUUGUUAUCGACCACCGCCGCGCCUCACCAAGAUGUGCCGCUGUACACUACGGCAACCGUAAGGAACGUCCCUUACGGUGCUGCGCAGUACACAACACCCAUGCCGAUACCGUUGAUCCCGAAUUAUAAUCAAGAUAGUCUUCCGACGCUCAAACAAUACAGUAUGAAUAGCAUCGACGUGAAUCCAAAUUUGAUCCAACCAAGUCCUGGCAUAUCCUACACGACUGUGUUGCCAUUCCUUCAAUCGGUCUCUACUGAAGGAGCUAGAAUUUCCACAAAAUUCUUACCGGAAGAUAUCGUACCGUCGAAGUCGCCUAAAUUCAACUACCGCGGGCGGGUUAAACCGAAGCCCCCUACAGAGUCACCGUCAUCAAGUGAUAAGAAAGAAACGUACAGUCUAGGCACAGAGCUAUAUCUGAAGAAAGAACGGCAGAAGCAUUUCCAAGACGUUGUUAAUAUGCAAAACCGGUUGGUAAUAUCCACGACGGAGACCCCGAUAAGCAUAAACGCCGACGGUGACAUCGAAAAACAAUUGAAGCAAAACCAACACGUCAAAGAGACGCUCCUCCAACAGCUGCAGAAUUACCUACCCUCGGGGGUGAGUAAAGACGAGGUGGAAAUCAUCCCCGGGCCGACGACCUCGACGUCGAAUUUACCCGCUGGUGCGAUUCUCAUCACCGGCGACGGGAAGAACUUGAAGAUUUCACCGACGAGGAAGUCUCACACCGAGGUCGCCGACGAUUCGAAACAGAUCAAAACGAUCGUAAUCCGGCAACCGGUCUCAUCGACGACAACAACCACCCCUAAAACCGUGAGUAUCAACAUCGAGGAGCUCACCAAAGGGGUAGUUCCACCCGGCACGGAAUACGAGGUCAUCAGACACAACAACGACGGAAAUUUGGAGGAAGUUGGGAAGUUGCCUUCGAAUCUACCCCAGAAGAAGGUUACAUUCGUCAUCCUGGAGGAGCAACCGGACGGUACGGUUAAAGUGCAGGGCGUGAAAGGAGGUGAGAAAGAAUCGACGAAAACUGAAGGGGAUGAGGUUGACACGAUUAUUAAAAAAUUGAAGGACGGGGAAAUCAAACUGCCUCCUUCGACGAAGCUGUCGACGAAACAAGCUCCAUCGCCUUCUUCGCCGACUAUUUCGACAGCGUACUCGAAGACGUCUAAAGGGAGUGGCGAAAAGAAGUCGAAUUUCUACUUGCCGACGACGGUCCCGUCCAGUACGAAGAAUUUCGAGGAGUACUACAAACAUCCGAACCAGAUCUACCCAACGACGCCGUCGACGAAGACAUCCCACUACGCGGACACAUCGGUCGACCAGAGCAGCUUCCAGUACCAGGGCUUCCCGAACUUCUCGCACGAGGAGCUCACGACGAAGCCGACGGUGAGCAACAAGCCGGAGGGCUCGACGCCGCAGAAGAGCACCGACGACUUCGCGCCGUUCCUGCCGACGCUGCCGACGACCAAGUCGCGGUCGCCGACGCAGAAAACGACGCCGCGCUACUACGCGGCCGCCCAGACGACGGCGAGACCCCAGGCGGACGAUGCCUUCGUCCAGGAGGAGAACUCCUUCUACGAGAAGCCCUACCGGGCGGUGCCAAAAGUGAGCCAGAAGUUCGGGCAGGCCGCCCGGCCUACGACCGGACGCCCGCAGCCGGUCCAGAGGAUGACCACACGACCUAUCUUGGACGAUGAUGCCUCCGCUGACCUGUCGUUCCUCAAGACCCCGCAGAACCUCAACGAUAUCCUGAAGAAGGAGAGCUUGUUCGCCAUGGCCAAGUUCUUGCGUCAGUCCGGCCUCGAUGCGAUCCUGAACGAAACAGGUCCUUACACUAUUUUCGUGCCGACCGACAAAGCUUUCAGAACCCUGCUGGUCCAACUUGGUGGUCCGGAUAAGGCGGAGGAAAAAUUCAAGGAUAACCCUAGACUUUUAAGUGGACUGCUCCUGCAUCACGUCAUCCCGGGAGCCUUCAAGCUCAGCUCGCUCCAGGACGAGAUGACUGGCGUCAGUCUGGCUGGCACGCAGCUCCGGGUCAACUCCUACAUCACGCAGGACGUCGAAUGGAAUGAUGUCAAAGUUCUCACGAUCAACGGGGCCCGCGUUUUGGAGGAGAAGAAAGACAUCCUGAUUCCGCAAGGAGUGGCACACGCCAUAGACCGAGUCAUGUUCCCGCUCCCGGUGGGAGAUCUGCUCCAGACUCUCCAGUCGGAUCGGGAGAAUCGAUACAAUAACUUCCUCAAAGUUAUAAGUGUUUCCGGUCUCCUCAGCAUGUUCACAGGGACGAAAACAUAUACAGUGUUCGCUCCUAUCGACCGGGCGUUCCCCGAACUGGAGCUGGACAAACUCACCGGGGACAGGAAUUUGGCCAAGGCGUUCGUUUUGAAGCAUACCCUCCCGGGAGCGCUGUACAGCGCGGGAAUGAAGUACUACCAAGUCAGGAGUACCAUGGACGAGGCACGGCAAGUCACCGUCUACAAUGAAGCUGGACGAGUGAAAGUGAACUCGGCGCACGUGAUAACGAGGAACAUCCCAGCGACGAAUGGCGUCAUCCAUGCUGUCGACGCGUUGCUCUGAGCCUGAGCAGCUCAUCCGAUUCAUUUGUAGCAUCUUCGCCACUCCAUAGAGAAAAUACAAAAGGUGGCAGCGAGCCGAGGAAUGCGUAUUUCUACACGGGUUUAAAGGAAUCUGUUGCAAAGAUGGGUCAUUCUAGAGAAAGAAACUUUGGUUCGACGGAACUCCAACGUUUUCGAUCCUGGUGACCGAAGUUUUC